CUUAACCAGAGGUACCACUGUAUCUCUGUAACACAGAGGAAGUCUGCCAGUGGGCCUGGUGUCUGAAGCUCCCAGCCAGAUCAGAUCCCAGAGCAGAGCAGGGGACAUAAGAUGUCUAUGCCAGGAGAAGAAGGCAGUCACCACUAAGCACUUCUUUCUUAAAGCAGAGGCUGCCUCCCCUACAAUGUCAAUGAUUUCCGUUCUCAUAUUUAUUCAUAAAAUGAUUUACACAUCACCCUCUCAAGGCAGCACACUGCAAGAAUACACAGGCAUUAAAAGCAAUGCAAAACAAUGUUAAGCAGCUGUGCAGGCCUGCCAGAAUAUAAACAGCAACAGCCAAUCGAGUCAGUUCUGAGAUGCUGAGUCAUUUGCAGGCAGGGAAACUCCCUGAAGCUGAAAACUGAGAAAGUGAAAGUCAGCUGUGCCUUCACUGUGAGGCAGAGCCAUGGCUGGUUCUGGGGGUCCCGUCCAGGAUCUCUGUGCUGAAGCCACCUGUCCCAUCUGCCUGGAUUUCUUCAAGGAUCCAGUGACCACUACAUGUGGGCACGAUUUCUGCCGAGGCUGCUUGAGCCGGUACUCUGGGGUGGUGGGCUCACAGCCUUCCUGCCCUCAGUGCAGAAAUGCAGUUCAGCCAAGGAGUCUCGCUCCCAAUCGGAAACUGGCUAACUUUGUAGAAAUAACCAAGAAGCUCAGCCUUCAAGAGGGGAGGAGGGGAAUGUGUGAGAAGCACCAGGAGCCCCUGAAGCUCUUCUGCAAGGAGGACCAAACCCCCAUCUGUGUGGUGUGCGACAGGUCCAGGGAGCAUGAAAACCACAAGGUGAUCCCUCUGGAGGAGGCUUCCAGGGAGUUUAAUGAUGUGAGAGGCAUCUUGCAGAGGUAAGUGGGUCCUGUUCAUUUGUAUUAGCAUUGCUCCACAAGGCCAGGAAGGGU
Messenger RNA from Podarcis muralis (Common wall lizard), 930 nucleotides. The record is from RefSeq and is a predicted model, not a curated record. Lineage: Eukaryota; Metazoa; Chordata; Lepidosauria; Squamata; Lacertidae.